Acaulospora colombiana is the source of this 796-nucleotide messenger RNA. NCBI's taxonomy places the organism in Eukaryota, Fungi, Glomeromycota, Glomeromycetes, Diversisporales, Acaulosporaceae. The record is from the annotation of a GenBank genome assembly.
ACACCAGCGUCAGUGCUUGUGAAGAAUUCGAACAAGCCCUGAGAGAAGUCGAGAUCUCCCUCGUUGGGGCAAAGAUAAGGGAGUUGGCAAAGAAUAAAUGGAAACCAAGCGGACGAGACGGCUCGGAAAUGUCAGACGUGAUGGAGGUCGGGCUCGGCAUGAAACAGUCGUACGAAUUGAUUGGGCUGCAUAUAAUCACCGCAAGCGCCGCUGGAGAGUCGCGGAGCGAGGAAGGAUUAGCUAGAGCGCUGGCACUAGGGAGUGUUUCUUACCGAUAUAGUGGCGAGGAGCGUCAUAGGGAGUGGGGAGAGCUAGGUGAGCAGCAGAUAGGAUUUAUCGAGGUCGAAACAUGCCUGUUUUAUGAUCUGUUUGGGAGUGAUCUACGAGCUGAAGGAAGGGGACGGGGACAAGUCGCAGCUCUAAAUAUGGGCCAAGCCAAAGGCGCGUGCAACCUGGGAAUGCCCACUCAAUGCCGAAACAUGUAUCACCGAGGGAUUCCGGAUGGCCUGAGGUUCCGAGGUAUUUGGGCUGCUUACGUAAUGAACUCGGCGAGGGUGUCUCGGGGUCCUCCGGGCCAUAUGUCACCGGGUGGCUCCUAUAUAAGCCUGAUCGAUGGUCAACUGUCGAGUCCUCCCCCUUCUCCCCUCCCCUCUUCUGCUUCUCUCGGAAAGCACGAUAUGGAUCUGUUCUCUUUCAUCUUUAGCAACAUUGCUCUCGAAGCAGGUGUCGCUGAAGCCGAGGUUGAGCAGCCAACGAGUGGCCAGGCCGAGGACCAGCAGAACAUCGCGUACUAUAU